GGAGCUUCAGUUUGUGCUUAACGUUCUAGCAGCAGGUUGGAAAGCCAAGUUCGAGACCCAUAAAAGGAUAUAGUAUAGUCGUAUAGUUAGUAUGCAUUCUAUUAUUGGAUUAUUGUGCCUGCUGGCCUUAGGAGUCAGUGCAGCGCCUACGGAUAAAGAUUACUUUGCUGAUUUGCCAAAAUGCUCAACGGAAGAGGAUCAGCUGGGGGAGUGUGUCAAGGAGCUUUUUAAUACAUUGACGCCCCGUCUCAAGGACGGUAAUCCCGAGCUAAGGAUCGAACCCUACGAACCCCUCCGCUUCAACCGAACUAGUUUCCAGUACACUAGUGGCACGGUCAAUGGUCGGAUAACUGUUCGCAAUGCCAAGAUCUACGGAUUCGCCGCCAAUCGAGCCAAAGAAGUCUCUGCCAAACUUAAUGGCGACAAGGUCAAAUUCCGUUUCGUCACCCAAAUGCCAAAAUUGAACAUUGUUGGGAGUUAUAAGGCCGAUCUGCAAGUGAAUCAGCUGCAAUUAAAGCCCAAGGGUGAAUUCAACUUAACGUUGUAUGAUGUUGAGACCAAAACUAUUACUGAUGGCGAAAUCUACGAGAAGGAUGGCCAUCGGUAUUUCCGCCUCACGAAUCUGGAUGCAAAUCCCAAACCGAGGGAUAUGGAAAUCAAGGCCAAUGGAAUAUUUGAAGAUCCAGAACUGGAUAAAGUUGCUAUGAAUGUGGCUAAUCAGUAUUGGCGCGAUAUCUACGGAAUAUUACUGCCGGAGACCCGAAAGUUUUGGCAGCCCCUCAUGCUGAGAAUGUUCAACGAGGCAUUCGAACUGGUUCCCAUCGACCAGUUUCUCAAGGAGUAGCUCGCUUAGCUACUGAUUAUUGUUUAUAGAAAAUAAAUUGCUGCUAUUAAAUGUUAA
Drosophila eugracilis is the source of this 901-nucleotide messenger RNA. RefSeq lists its product as uncharacterized. Lineage: Eukaryota; Metazoa; Arthropoda; Insecta; Diptera; Drosophilidae. The coding region runs from base 92 to 844 and encodes 250 amino acids. The transcript has 4 exons. The record is from RefSeq and is a predicted model, not a curated record.